AUGGCAGCUUUCAAUCACACCCAGUCUGAACCUUCAACAUUUAUCCUGAUGGGGAUCCCUGGCUUUGAAGAUGCCCACCUCUGGAUUUCCAUCCCAUUCUCUAUGAUCUAUGUCAUCAGCCUGCUGGGUAAUGUCACAGUUCUCUUUGUGGUAGGCAAAGAGCAGACCCUGCACAAGCCGAUGUACCUGCUGCUCUGCAUGCUGGCGCUCACCGACAUCGGCACCUCUACCUCUGUCGUGCCAAAGGCACUGGGCAUAUUUUGGUUCAAUUUAAAAGGCAUUACAGUGGGUGGCUGCCUCACCCAGAUGUUCUUCCUUCAUGAAGCUUCUGUGAUGCACUCGGCCAUCCUUGUAUUUAUGGCCUUGGAUCGUUAUGUUGCCAUAUGUUACCCUUUGAACUACACCACCAUCCUCAGCAAUGCACGAAUCGCUAAGCUAGGGCUAGCGGGUUUGGUAAGAGCUGUCCUCUUCAUUCUGCCCAUGCCCCUGCUCCUCAGGAGGCAGCCGUUCUGUGCCAACUCCGUUAUAACCCACACGUACUGUGACCACAUGGCUGUGGCAAAGGUAUCGUGCGGGGACAUCACAGUCAGCAGGACGUACGGCUUGGUGGUUGUAUGCGUAGUCAUCGGAUUAGAUCUGAUACUCAUUGCCCUGUCCUACGGUCUAAUCAUCAGGGCUGUCUUCCGACUCUCCUCCAAGAAAGCCCACCAGAAAGCCCUCAACACCUGCACUGCCCACGUCUGUGUGAUACUGACGUCUCAUACUCCCUCUCUUUUCUCCUCUCUGACACACCGGUUUGGUGAGGGCAUUGCCCCGCAUGUUCACAUCAUCUUGGCCAACCUCUAUUUCCUCCUCCCUCCCAUGCUCAACCCCAUCAUUUAUGGGGUCAAAACCAAAGAGCUUCGUGACAAAGUGUGCAAAUACGCCUGCAGAAAAUGA
Molecule: messenger RNA, 939 nt
Organism: Pelodiscus sinensis (Chinese soft-shelled turtle)
Lineage: Eukaryota; Metazoa; Chordata; Testudines; Trionychidae
Product: olfactory receptor 52P1-like
Biological process (GO): G protein-coupled receptor signaling pathway
Cellular component (GO): plasma membrane
Molecular function (GO): olfactory receptor activity; G protein-coupled receptor activity
Source: RefSeq, a predicted model, not a curated record